Sungouiella intermedia is the source of this 1818-nucleotide messenger RNA. Lineage: Eukaryota; Fungi; Ascomycota; Pichiomycetes; Serinales; Metschnikowiaceae. The record is from the annotation of a GenBank genome assembly.
AUGAGCAACCCCCCACAAGACGGCCUAACGCCCAAGGCUAAGUACAAGAAAUCAAACAAGAACAAUGACUACCAGUCGCUCAACAACGACGUCUCGCAGCGAUUCGAGACUCAGAUUAAGAACUCUAGAAAGCUUAACGGAAGCUCCCGCAAAAAUCAGAUCUCCAUCAACCAUUUGAUGGAGUUUCAACUGUAUCGGGAUCUGCCUGAGUACCAUCAGCAACAUCACACUCCUCGCCGCAACUCCAACAACAACACCCGCAACAGACGUCCGAGGUUGUAUUUGCAUGGCAUGCGCUUCAUCAACGUCAACUACAAGUUUGUAGUGGACUAUCGCAAGCCAUACAAGACCCAACAGAUGGAUCCGAAUGUGCCUGUGGAUACCGAGGAUAUUCUUCAGAUUUUGGUGCCCAGAGGCAACGCAUGUCCCAUUUGUCUCUCUGAGGACUUGGUUGCUCCUCGAAUGAUCACUUCAUGCGGCCACAUCUUGUGUUUGACGUGCCUUUUAUCUCUUUUGGAGAGCGAAGUGCCGGUCCACAAGAAACAAGAGAGUAAAGUCAUCGUGGAGAAAUACAGAGACUGUCCUUUAUGCGGAUCAAUCAUCAGAAAGCAUGAUGUGAAACCUGUUCAGAUAGACAAUGUUGAUGAACGGUUCGAGGUCCCCAAAAUCAACGACGAGGUGGUUUUAACUCUCAUGACUCGAAAGUCCGAUAAAAUCGUACCUUUGCCUAGCCAUUUAGAACACUAUGGCAAUGCAAUUGAUGUGUUUCCUUGGGCAUCGCAGCAUGAGCCAAAUCUACUGGAAUAUCUGAGGUUCUUUAAAGGAGAUUUGAGCUAUGUGGUAGCCAUGCACGAGAAAGAGAAAAAGGAUAUUCUUGCAGCCUACGAGUUGGAUAAAGAACUUUACCAGGAUGACGGAACGUUCAUGAAACUUGCCUUGAAGAACAUUGAUGAGGACAUUUCCAAAUGGUCGCAGAAGUUCAGCGAAGAUUUAUCACCACACUAUCGUCCGGCUGAUCGUGGCAAUUCGUCUAACAGCUCACACACCCUCUACUACUAUCAAAGUGGGUUCAAGUCAUCAACGACGUACGUGCUUUCUCCGUUGGAUAUGAAAGUGCUCAAGUCCUGCUAUAAUCAGGACUACGCUCUGUUACCAAGUUCUGUAAUUGCCAGAGUGGAAAACAUUAGGUUUGAAGAGCUCACGGCAGAGACAGCGACUACGAAGUACAAAUUUUUGUCACACUUGCCACAGGGUACAUCUAUUGGUUUUAUGGAGUGCAACUGGAAGAACAAUGAAUAUAUCACUCAGGAAACUUGGGACACAUUCAAGGCUGACCUUGAAAAGAGAUCGAAGCAGUCGCAGAAGAGACUAAGGAUAGAAGAGAAGAACCGCAGAAGAGCACUUAAUGAGGAAGAGAAGAGAGCACGCGAGUUCAUUGAAAGAGAAAACAACGGAACCAAUGACGAAUACCACAAUUACGAUCACGACUGGAUGCCAGCUGCAUCGUUCGGAAGCUUGACAAUCUCAGACCACCGCGAUAUGCCAGCAUUGGCCAGUGGAAAUACGCAAACGUCUGCAAGUACCAACGAUCAGAGCUCGGAAGAGCGUCCUGCCAUGCAGAAGACCGUUUGGGGAACGCAAAUCCCAAAGUCUGAAAUCAAGAGUCUUGAUGAAGAGGACGGCCAGGACUGGGAUGCCGAGGAAAUGAUUAGAAGAGCCCGCGAAGAGAUGGAGCGGAGCGAAGCGCAAAAUGGACCAGGCAAGAAAAAGAAAAAGAAGAAGAUUGUCUUGCUUUCGUCUGGCUCGGCUUGGACUUGA